CUUAGGCAACAGAGGAUCAGUGAGAAAACCUCCUGCGGGUCUCCGAGGUUCAGACAGACGCUGAGCGCCGCUGCCCCAGUCUCAAACUGAACAAUGAUUCUCUUUGCGGGAUAUUUCAUAGUUUCAUGCCUCAGCAGUUUGACAGAGGCGAACUCAACGCAUUCACCCAGGAUGGUAUUCACAGAGAAAGAUGCAGUGGUGAUAAAUGAUAAUAGCCUUAGCUACUCUCUUUAGUCAUACAGUAGCUGAGGGUCCAAAUAAUGUUUGUUUCUUCUAAUUUUAAUAACAAAAUAAUUUUACUGCCCUUUUGGCAUUUAUGUAAACAUCAUGACAUAACAGCGUCAUUACCAAGUGCAGUGGGCAUUGCUAUUGAAAACAAUCUUACCAACAAUUUGCUUUAUUGAUCAGGGAAAGUAAAUCGCUAUAAAUUGCUACAUGAACGGCCUAUACAUGCACCUUUUUUGAAAGAAUGUACAGUAGAAAUUUGAAAUGUUCCUCUUUUAGCACAUCUUAAUCCUUUGACACUUUACUGCACUUGGUGUUUGCCUUCAGCUCCACAGAGAGCAGAAUGUCAUUUUAACCAAUAUUGAUACAAUCAUUUGUUAAUGUAAUUUCAGUUAAACUUUUCUCUUGCUCGCUCAGUUUAAAACUACAACCAACUGGGUAAAGCUAGCCGCAAUUUGUGCACCUCAUGUAUUAUUACAUCAAUACACAAAUUAUCCAAAUAUAACAUAUUUCCUUCAGGGUUUGUACAGUUUUUUUAAGAGUAAAAUUCAAGCACUGGUCAAGCACUUUAAAAAGCAAGCUACCUUUUGUGAACAAAUAAUAACAAAAUAAUAUAAAACAUUUAUAACGUAUUUUUUGAACUUUUAAAAUGUGUCAUACCAAUCAAGCAAGAUGAUAUGUUCCUUCUCCUCUUGUCUUUAUUGUGUGACAAAUACAUGUAGAGUUGUAAUUUAUGAAACCGGGGUAUUGAAUUAAUCUUUCUUUUCAGUUCCUUUGUUAUAACACCCAAAGGUGUUACAUCCAUUUCCUGUAAUGUGAAAUUCUGGCUGACACGUCAUCACGCACCUUCUUGGCUGUACUUUCCUUUCUUUCAUACUACCUCAUAAAUGCUUGGCAGGUUAGGGUUGGGUUACAGCAGAAACAAGUUCAUAAUUGUGAAAUACUGUUGAAAGUUCUAUGCUAAUGCUGAGCCAUCGUUUCUGAGAAGACCUGUCAUAUUGCCAAAUGUUUCCGCUUACAAUUCCUU
Morone saxatilis (striped sea-bass) is the source of this 1252-nucleotide messenger RNA. RefSeq names its product semaphorin-7A-like. The record is from RefSeq and is a predicted model, not a curated record. Gene Ontology annotation, biological process: neural crest cell migration; positive regulation of axon extension; positive regulation of cell migration. Gene Ontology annotation, molecular function: chemorepellent activity; integrin binding; semaphorin receptor binding. Lineage: Eukaryota; Metazoa; Chordata; Actinopteri; Moronidae.